Molecule: messenger RNA, 594 nt
Organism: Chrysoperla carnea
Lineage: Eukaryota; Metazoa; Arthropoda; Insecta; Neuroptera; Chrysopidae
Product: peroxiredoxin 1-like
Exons: 2
Coding region: 1-594 (197 amino acids)
Biological process (GO): cellular response to stress; cell redox homeostasis; response to oxidative stress
Cellular component (GO): cytosol
Molecular function (GO): thioredoxin peroxidase activity
Source: RefSeq, a predicted model, not a curated record
AUGUCGCAUGUUCCACAUUUAACAAAGCCUGCUCCAGAGUUUUCAGGCACCGCUGUUGUAAAUGGUGUAUUCGAAGAGAUCAGUUUAUCGCAAUUCAAGGGCAAAUAUGUUGUAUUAUUUUUUUAUCCGUUAGAUUUUACAUUUGUUUGUCCGACUGAAAUCAUUGCAUUUUCGGACCGUGCUGACGAUUUUCGUAAAAUUGAAUGUGAACUGAUAGCUGCAUCAACAGACAGUCAAUUUUCGCACUUUGCUUGGGUGAAUACCCCUCGUAAGCAGGGCGGUUUAGGAGACAUGAACAUACCGUUAUUAUCGGAUAAAUCGAUGAAAAUCGCUAAAAGUUAUGGUGUUUUGGACGAAGAUAGUGGAGUUCCUUUUCGUGGGUUAUUCAUCAUUGAUCGAGAACAGAAUUUACGACAAGUGACCAUCAACGAUUUGCCCGUAGGACGCUCUGUGGAUGAAAUUUUACGUUUAGUGCAAGCAUUUCAAUUUACUGACGAAUUUGGGGAAGUAUGCCCAGCUGGAUGGCAACCUGGUCAAAAGUCUAUGAAACCGGAUGUUACUGAGAGUAAAAAUUACUUUAGUGAGAGCCAUUAA